Molecule: messenger RNA, 2700 nt
Organism: Bactrocera neohumeralis
Lineage: Eukaryota; Metazoa; Arthropoda; Insecta; Diptera; Tephritidae
Product: ATP-dependent zinc metalloprotease FtsH-like
Biological process (GO): mitochondrial protein processing; protein-containing complex assembly
Cellular component (GO): m-AAA complex
Molecular function (GO): ATP binding; ATP-dependent peptidase activity; metalloendopeptidase activity
Source: RefSeq, a predicted model, not a curated record
AUGAAUCGCUUCGCUGUGCUGCGCGGCGUCGGCACAUCCAUGCGGCUGACUCAGGGACGAUUUGCACAGGAAGCGCUUUCGCUAAGCUCUGUCAUUAGUGGGCGACACUAUUCCUCUCGCCUCUCCCUUGCUGGCUCGCUUUCUUUGGAAGGUGUGAAUGCGGGCACCGAAAGGCGACGCGUUGGUCGUCUGCCCUCCGACGGCGCGGCAAAGACAGCCGUUCUCGUGGCCCACUGCCGCGCCGCCCUCGCACAGCGCGGGCAGACACCGCCGCGACUAUGGCCCCUCGCUGCAUCCGCACCCAGCGCUGGCCUGCCAUCUUCUCUCGCGGAGGCGCGGGACAUGCUACGCGGCCUCACAAUCCUCAACGCCGAUAAUGGCAGCGGCAGCGGCGGUGGCAAGGACGGCAACGCCUCGGACCCGAAGAAAGGAGAUGGCGCCGUCCCACCCGUGGACGACGACAGCAACCCAGAGCAGUGGCUGCUGCCGCGCACUGUGCUUUUUGUGGUUGUAGUGUUUGUCAUUACCUUGGUCCUUUAUCGUCUGUCGUUGCCGAAUGGCAGGCACGUCGGUUGGACUUCACUGCGUGAUCGCGCUGGUGCCAUCACACACGUCGCGCUCUACAAUAAUUACGCGCAGGUUUACUUGGACAAGGGCGAAGUGUACCUCGGACUCGUACACGACCACCACACCCAGAAGCACAUGGAUGAACUGGCGGAGAGCUACGCUGCUGCGGUGCGGAAGCAGAACGAGCAGGAGGCACAGAGUCCACCGCCGCAGACAAACGCUUCAACGGCCGGGAGCAGCGACGGCGCCAAAGAGGAAACGGAUGCGGAGCGCAGAAAAAAGCCAGAAAAUCUUCCCUUGGUGAUGAAGGGGACGCCGGUCGCUGAAAAUCUCCUCGUUGCCGUUGGUGUUUUUGCGUGGAUCGUGCCUUUUGUCUUUUUCCCCGUGUUUGUGAUGUUCCUGUCACAGUACAUUGGCAAGUCGAUGAGCUACGCCGUUGAUGCAACCAAAACGAAGAGCAAGGUGAAGGACAUGGUGUUUAAGGUGGAUUCCACAAGUAGCACGAGGUUUCGGGACAUCGCAGGUAUGAAGGAGCCAAAGAAAGAGAUUACAGAGGUGGUCGAUUUCCUUCGCCACCCGGAACGCUACACAAAGCUGGGCGCCAAGAUCCCCACCGGCGCUCUUCUUCUUGGGCCUCCUGGCACCGGCAAGACGCUCCUUGCGAAGGCGGUGGCGGGGGAGAGCGGUGUCGGGUUCAUUCCCGUGUGCGGCUCCGACUUUGUCGAGCUGUACGUGGGCAUGGGUGCCUUGCGUGUGCGGCAGCUCUUUAAGGAGGCCCGCAAGCAGCGCUGCAUCGUGUACAUUGACGAAAUCGAUGCCAUUGGGCUGAAACGGCAGGGCGCGGGCCACGGCGAGAAACAGGAACAAGAGCAAACCCUGAACGAGCUCCUCACGCAGCUGGACGGAUUCAACACUGGCAAACGGGGCGAUGUUAUGGUGCUGGCUUCGAGCAACGUCGCGCAGGAAGCUUUGGACCCGGCACUCAUUCGCCCGGGCCGCUUCGACCGAAUCAUCCACGUUGACACGCCCGUGAUCUCUGAGCGAAUUGACAUUUUCAAGGUGCACCUGAGCAAGCUGAAAUUGCUCUCUAAGGAGGCCGAAAGCCACACGGUGUCCAAUGCGCGUACCGAGGCCGACGGAGCCGCCGACCCCGCAGCGGUCGCUUCUCCUCCGCCUGCUGCCCAAGCCGAUCCUUUGUCCGGUGAACGCGGAGGGCCCGUCGCCAACACCACAGAAACUCGUCUCACCGUCACGCAGCGGGAAGAGGAGCAGAAAGCGGAUGAGGCCAUUCGCACCGAGGAGAGACGGCCACCUUUCUUUGACUUCCGCUCUCUCCUCAUGGCGGGCAAAUCGGACGAGGAGCGCGCCUUGGUAGACGCCUACGCGCACCGCAUGAGCGGCCUCUGCCCUGGUUUUGUUGGCGCCGACAUCGCCAACGUCUGCAAUGAAGGCGCCAUCCUUGCGGCGCGGGAGGGCGCUUCCCACGUCGACAUUCGCCACCUUGAGCGUUCCAUCGACCGCGUCCUCGCCGGCAUCGAGCACCGCAGCCGCGUUCUUUCUCCCUUUGAAAAGAAUGUGGUGGCGCACCACGAGGCCGGACACGCCGUCGCCGGGUGGUUCCUCAACCGCGCCGAUCCUUUGAUGAAGGUGUCCAUCGUACCACGCGGCGGCUCCGCGUUGGGCUACGCGCAGUAUUUGCCGAACGAAAACUACACCCGCACCGCGGCAGAGAUCCGCGACGCCAUCAGCGUCACCCUGGGCGGUCGCGUCGCCGAGGAGCUCUUUUUUGGUCACCUCUCCACCGGUGCCUCGGAUGACCUGCGCAAGGUGGCGAGCAUGGCUUACCUGUACGUCUCUGCGUUCUCGCCAGGCUCCGUCUACCCAGCACCAGGGUCCUCAGCGACUCGUUUCAUGAAGCUUGGUGCCAAUAAGGCGAACGAGUUCGACAAGCGCGCAAAGCAGUUUGUCGACGAGGUCCACAAGGAGACAGUGGUGUUGUUGGAGAAGCACAAGGAAGACAUGGAAAAGCUCGCGCAGCAUUUGCUCAAAUACGAAGUGUUGACGUUUCAGGACGUCGUCCACUAUUUAGGUGCACGUUCAGAGCGGUCCCGCGAUAAGCGAAAGGGCGUCUAA